AUGGAGGAACUCACGGCUUUUGUAUCCAAAUCUUUUGACCAGAAAAGCAAGGAGGGCGGCGGCGGCGGCGGCGGCGGCGGCGGCGGCAAGAAGGAUUCGAUCACGUACAGGGAAGUUUUGGAAAGCGGACUGGCGCGCUCCCGGGAGCUGGGGAGCUCGGAGUCCAGCCUCCAGGACCUUACGGAGGGCAGCGGCCACUGCCCGGUGCAUCUGUUUAAGGACCACGUGGACAGCGACAAGGACAAACUGAAAGAGUUCGGCACGGGGAGGGCUGCGGAAGGCAUCUACGAGUGCAAGGACAAGCGCGAGGACGUCAAGUCCGAGGACGAGGACGGGCAGACGAAGCUCAAGCAGAGGCGCAGCCGCACCAACUUCACGCUGGAGCAGCUCAACGAGCUGGAGAGGCUGUUCGACGAGACCCACUACCCCGACGCCUUCAUGCGCGAGGAGCUCAGCCAGCGCCUGGGGCUCUCGGAGGCGCGCGUGCAGGUUUGGUUCCAGAACCGGAGAGCUAAGUGCCGGAAGCAAGAGAACCAGAUGCAUAAAGGCGUUAUCCUGGGCACCGCCAGCCACCUGGACGCCUGCAGGGUGGCCCCCUACGUGAACAUGGGCGCCCUCCGAAUGCCUUUCCAACAGGUUCAGGCACAGCUCCAGCUGGAAGGCGUCGCGCACGCGCACCCGCACCUGCACCCGCACCUGGCCGCGCACGCGCCCUACCUGAUGUUCCCGCCGCCGCCCUUCGGGCUGCCCAUCGCAUCCCUGGCCGAGUCGGCCUCCGCCGCCGCCGUCGUGGCCGCCGCCGCCAAAAGCAACAGCAAAAACUCCAGCAUCGCCGACCUGCGGCUCAAGGCGCGGAAGCACGCCGAGGCCCUGGGGCUCUGACCCACCGCCCGCC
This is a messenger RNA of Panthera uncia (snow leopard), 895 nucleotides long. RefSeq names its product short stature homeobox protein. Gene Ontology annotation, molecular function: DNA-binding transcription factor activity, RNA polymerase II-specific; sequence-specific double-stranded DNA binding. The record is from RefSeq and is a predicted model, not a curated record. Bases 1 to 882 code for a protein of 293 amino acids. The transcript has 5 exons. NCBI's taxonomy places the organism in Eukaryota, Metazoa, Chordata, Mammalia, Carnivora, Felidae. Gene Ontology annotation, biological process: regulation of transcription by RNA polymerase II. Gene Ontology annotation, cellular component: nucleus.